UUCGCUGAUCUCACUAUUCCUGCAGAAUCCCAGGGGUCCCAGCAUAACAUGACCCCUCAGCCUUCCACAAGCCGCACAGCACAAAGUCCGCUAGGAGAACCGUCCUGCAAAAAAGCAAAAAUGCAUGGCGCCGGGCUUCCUGAAUCCCUAGCAGACAGUGUUAGUUGUGAUACUAUGACUGUCUCUCAACCAGAAGAGGAUACACACCAUACUAUGUCCCAGCUACAAGCUCCUGGCUCUGUAAACUCUCAAAAUGUGAACAAUGUUUAUCUGGAUAUGGUGCAGGCGUGGGAAAAUCCUAUCCGGAAUUUUAGAGCUGUGGAAUAUUAUCAGAGAUAUAGAUUUAUUAAUCUUGAUCAAAUCCGAUCUUUUGUAGUUGCUAUAGAGGCCAUACAUAAUGUGAUACAGAUUCUUUUGAAUAACGUAGCCAUGAACAUCGGCCCAAAUGAUUUUGUUCAACUACGGUUGGAUGCAGAGGGGUUAAACCACCCCGUCUUUUCUCAUAGGAGGUGUAUGAAUGAUUUAAACGCUGAUGAUUUUCUCACCAGUGUUGAAAAUCUGCUACAAAGUAAGGCUGAGAUAUUGUGGGGGGGUGAUUUGCAAUUAGUGGUUACCAUCGUGAAGAACAAGGAGGGAGGGGGGCUUAGGAAGUUAAAUACUUUGCUGCUUACCAAAGUACUGGAGAAAAAAAGACAGCAUCUAGUAGAUUUCAAUGUGGAAGGCGAAUUUCUUUGUUUUGCCAGCUGUUUGCUCUGUCUGAUUGGUUCUGAUGGUAGUAAGCAAGAAAUUAUUACCAAGGCCAGGGAACUUCACAGGAAACUGGGUAUUUCCACAGGAAAUAGGAUUGACUUUUCUCAGGUUCACAUCUUUGAAAAACAUUUACAGGUCACUAUAAAGAUCUUGUUUUACAUGCAGGACGGGUGGCGUUUUUUUGUUACAGGUCACCCGCAGCAAGAAAAAAUAGUAUUUAUAUUAUUGCACGACAGGCAUUACUAUGGUGUUAAAAAUAUCAAGGGCUUUCUGGGCGAACGCUAUUUUUGUAAAUUCUGCCACACGGCUUAUCACCACAAAUUUAGUCACGGGUGCCAAUAUAUUUGCAGAGCAUGCCUAAAGCAAGAGUGUCAGCAGGUUGAGGUGGAGAAGGGGCUGUGCUGUAGGUGCAAAGCACCUUGUCGGUCUAAGGAAUGUGCUGAAAGACAUGCACAACUCGCUAAGGAGGGAAAAGUUGAGUGUAAGACUAAACAAUAUUGUGAAACGUGUGGUCUUUAUGUCUUUACCCCCCACAAAAAGUGCAAGGAAGUCAAAUGUGGGCAGUGCUAUGAGAAGGUAGAAAGCUUGGAAGGUCAUUUAUGCUUUCUAAAAUCGUUGGACCGACCACGAAUUGGCGAAAGAUAUAUUAUUUAUGAUUUUGAAUGCUGCCAAGAAACAGGUACCCACAUACCUAAUUAUACAUGUGCCAGGGAUAUGCUGAAAGAUGAGGACGAUAAAGAUGUUGUGAGGUGGGAUUGUUAUGGUGUUAGAUGCUUGGAACAGUUUAUAAAGAAAUUUAUAAAUCAUAAGUUUAAAGGUUGUACUUUUAUUGCACACAACUCCAAAGGUUAUGAUGGAUACCUUGUACUGAGGCAGCUGAUCCGAGAAAAGGUUAGGGUUCAACUUAUAAGUCAGGGUGGGAAACUACUGUGUAUUACCCUUCCAGACUAUAAGAUUCGGUUUAUUGAUAGCCUCUCAUUUUUACCACUUAAAUUAUCCAAAUUACCCAAAGCUAUGGGGUUUCAAGGCUGCAAAGGAUAUUUCCCUCACUUAUUCAAUACAAUGGCCAAUCAAGACUACGUGGGGCCGCUCCCUGAAACCAAGUAUUACAGCCCAGAAACUAUGAUGCCUGGGGAGAGAGAAGAAUUCCUGAAAUGGCACACUGCUAAUAGAGGUACUGUGUUUAAACUAAAGAAGGCUCUGGCUUACUAUUGCAGACAGGAUGUAGAUAUAUUAAGAGAGGCCUGUAUUCGAUUUAGGGAUCAGGUGAUGAAAAUGACUGAGCGUGAGUACAGCAGUGGGGUCGGGUUGGAUACUGUUGAGGAGAUUCAAUGCAUUGACCCCUUCCAAUAUAUCACAUUGGCAUCUGUCUGCAUGGCACAGUACCUGUUCAUGUAUUUGAAAAGCAAUACCAUUGCUUUAGAUCCUUUGGACAAUUAUCACAAUACACAGAAAAGGUAUUCGGCUCCAGCGAUUCAAUGGUUGUUGUAUAUAGAGCACACUGAGAAGCUCAAUAUUCAACAUGCUCUGAAGGGUGGUGAAAAGAAAGUGGGCAAAUAUUUUUUGGAUGGUUUCGCGGUCAUAAAUGGAACCCCCACAGCUUUUGAAUUUCACGGGUGUUUUUUUCAUGGGUGCCCUGUCUGCUACUCUGAAAAAGACUUCAACAAAUUACUUGAUUCAACAUAUGGUAGCCUGCACAGCCAUACUAGGAUUAAAGAAGAAUACCUCAGGUCACAGGGUUAUGCUUUGCGCUGCAUCUGGGAACAUGAGUGGCGAGCCAUGGUGGAGGAGGAUACCUCUUUGAAGCAGUUUCUAGUUGAGAAUAAGCUCCCAGCUCCUUUGAAUCCUCGAGAUGCUUUUUUUGGUGGUAGAACAAAUGCUACAUGCCUGUACUACAAACCAAAACCUGGUGAACAAAUCUUAUACUACGAUUUCACCAGUUUGUACCCUUUUGUGAAUAAGACCAAGGAGUAUCCAAUUGGGCACCCUCAAAUCAUCUAUCAAAACUUUGGGGACAUAAAGCAAUAUUUUGGGCUAGUCAAAGUCAAAGUGUACCCGCCAAGGAAUCUCUAUUUCCCAGUCCUACCUCACAAAUCAGGGGGCAAAUUAAUGUUUAGUUUGUGCGCUACCUGCACAGAAAAACUGCAAACCUCCCCCUGUAAACACAGUGAUGAGGAAAGAGCUCUGACCGGUACAUGGUGUACUGUUGAAUUGAAUGUAGCCUUAGAAAAAGGUUACAGAAUUGUUGAAAUCUAUGAGAUCUGGCAUUUUGAAAAAACUUCAAAUGAGCUAUUUUCAGGAUAUAUGAACAUGCAUCUCAGACAGAAACAGGAGGCCAGUGGUUACCCUGAAUGGUGCAAAACAGAUCAGGAUAAAGAGCAAUAUAUUCAGGAUUACGAAAAGAUGGAAGGGGUCCAUUUACGACGUGACCGCAUUGAAGUAAAUCCUGCCAAAAGACAGAUUGCCAAACUCUUUUUAAAUUCAUUGUGGGGCAAGUUUGGGCAGAGCACCAAUCACCUGACCACAUCAGUGGUGACAAACCCUGAGGAAUUAUUCAAAUAUCUUUUUGUACCCUAUUAUGACGUUUCUUCAUGCGAGUUUGUAGAUACAGAGACAGCUGUCGUGACGUGGAAAACUGCCAAGAACCAACCCACCAAGUCCUCAUGCACUAAUGUAUUCAUUGCCAGCUUUACGACCGCUUAUGCACGGCUAGAAUUAUACAGACUACUGGAGGGGCUGGGCGAUAGGUGUCUGUACCAUGACACCGAUUCAGUCAUCUUUGUAAGUAGAGAGGGGGCGUGGACACCCCCUUUGGGUGAUUAUUUAGGACAACUGACAAGCGAAAUUCCACCAAACACUACGAUAACAGAGUUUGUUGCGGCCGGCCCAAAAACGUAUGCUUAUGCUUUAUCCAACGGUGAAGCAGUGGUAAAAGUGAAGGGUAUCACGCUAAAUUGUGGUAAUAGCAGUAAAGUUAACUUUGACAGUUUGAAAGAUUUGGUAGAUGAUUAUUGUCUGCCUGAUGCAAAGAGAAAAAAGGAGAUCAGUGUAGAACAGUUGGGAAUUGUCAGGGUUAAGAAACAGUGGACCUUAGAAACGAGGGUCCUCCGAAAAACUUUAAAAGUUGUGUAUAAUAAAAGGUUAUUAAAUAGUGAGGAUUACUGUACACUGCCUUACGGUUAUUAAGGGGAAUGGAAAACAUUGCACAAUUUGUACACCCUUUUUCCUGUAUUAUAAGUGGUCCGUCCAAUUCUGGUAAAUCUUUUUUUAUCAAACAAAUGUUAGAACAUGGUGAUGGGGUAUUGUCUCAAACUCCUCAAAAUAUUGUAUGGUUUUAUAGCUGUUGGCAACCUCUGUACAAAGAACUGCUUAAUAAAUUCCCUUAUAUUAAGUUUGUGGAAGGUCUUCCGUCUUCUUUUGAAGAUGAUGUUUUGUUUCCGCCAAAUCAAGUAACUCUAGCUGUGAUAGAUGAUCUCAUGGCAUCUGUCGGUGACAGCGACCAAAUAGAGAAGGCUUUUACACAGUACGUUCAUCACAGAAACCUGAGCAUUAUUCUCAUACUACAAAACCUGUUUUUUCAAGGUAAGAAAAUGAGGACAAUAGCUCUGAAUUCCAAAUAUUUGGUUUUAUUCAGAAGCCCCCGUGAUCAAAUGCAAAUUGUCACACUGGCCAGGCAGAUGUAUCCCACUAACACAAAGUAUUUUUUAGAAGUAUUCCAAGAUGCCACUCACAAACCAUACGGGUACCUGUUAGUAGAUUUGUCAGCCAGCACUCCAGAAUCCUAUAGGCUAAGAACGGGGCUCUUCCCCCCUGAUUGGCCUACUGUUUACACGAUGAAAAAGAAGAGUAAAAAGUUGUAACCCAGUUAUCUUAGCACUAGUUCAUUUAAGAUGUCAGAGAGGUUACGUAGAAAUUGGGGGCUUUUAAAAAUCUUAGUAAAGUCCGGACCAAGACAGAGAAAAGCCAUUUUAUGCAAUGCUAAUAAUGACCUGGUGGGGUCAAUAGCAGAAAUAGCACUGAACACCCUAAAAGGAAAUCUUCCUCUGAAACCUUCACAAUUCCGGUCUCUAAAGAGUAAGAAGGGUAUCAUUAAAAAGCUGAGCGAUAGAAAGGUUUCACUCAAAAAGAAGAAACAGAUCAUACUUCAGUCGGGCGGCUUUAUAGGUCCCUUGCUAGGGGCUGCUAUUCCUCUGUUGACUAGCCUGUUAGCAGGGUAAACCAUGGACCAUGCAGAGAAAAUGUAUCUGGUGUCGCGUCAUCAGAUGGAGCAGCUACAGGGCAGGACGCCUACUAUGGGUACUACAGCCACUAACCGUUUGGAUGAUGAGAUGCGCAACAUACUUCAGAGGCAUGAUUUGAGUGAGGAUGACAAGAUUAAGCUCUACAAUUCUGUACUGCAGAGGUAUCUAAGACUGACCAGGCAAAAUGAGUCUGAAAAGGACAAACUGAAUCUCAUUUAUCCACCGGGGGAGCCUCAACCACCUCCAACAUUACCAGAGCAGCCACCACAAACAACUCCACAGACCACCGGUAUGGAUGAUAUCCUAAGCGGUGUGAGCACUCGUUAUAGGAAAAAUGCAGAACUUUUGCUGAACAAAAUGAAACAGCACCAGGACGUCUCAACCUGGGAUGAACGGGGUACCUUUUUAUACAAAGGUGUACCUAUUCCCGGUACUAAUAUUUUAGACUUGGUGAAAGGCGCCUCGCAACACCGAGCCCCUACGGAGAAGCGGAAACCUAAAGGAUGGGAUGAUUUUAUGAAUGCUAUGGCCGAAGUGAAUGUUCCAACUUCUGUGUUGGGUUCUACUGCCGUUAAAGAGCAAAUAGAAAAGUUGAAAGAUACUCUGGCUGUUAAGGAUGAAACUGCUGCUAGUCCCGACUCUGU
Molecule: messenger RNA, 5635 nt
Organism: Thamnophis elegans (Western terrestrial garter snake)
Lineage: Eukaryota; Metazoa; Chordata; Lepidosauria; Squamata; Natricidae
Exons: 2
Coding region: 49-3936 (1295 amino acids)
Biological process (GO): DNA replication
Molecular function (GO): DNA binding; DNA-directed DNA polymerase activity; nucleotide binding
Source: RefSeq, a predicted model, not a curated record